This is a messenger RNA of Miscanthus lutarioriparius, 1395 nucleotides long. NCBI's taxonomy places the organism in Eukaryota, Viridiplantae, Streptophyta, Magnoliopsida, Poales, Poaceae. The record is from the annotation of a GenBank genome assembly.
AUGGCGGACGCCGAAACCCUAUCCACGCCCCCCCGCGCCUCCGCCUCUGCCUCCACCAAGAAGAAGAAGAAGCACUCGAAGAAGCACAAGGCCACCUACGUAGCCCCCACCAAUGUCACCGUCGAAGCCCCCACCGAUGUCACCGUCGACGAAGCCCCCACCAAUGUCACCGUCGACGCCUCCCUCACGGGCGGUUCCUCCUACGCCGCGGCCGCCCCCGUGGUCGGCUACUUCCCCUCCGGCUACGACCCCCUCGCCGCCGCCGCCGCCGCCGCGGGGGCGGAGUCUUCCCCCCGCACCCGGCUCUUCCGUCACGAGAAGCACCCCACCUGGGUGGACCUCGUGGUCCGGAGCCCCGGCGGCGGACCUGACUUCGUCGGCCGGAGCUAUGCCGGUGAGGCCGCCGCGCCGCAGCUCUGCGAGUAUGCGCUCGGCGUCCUUGACAAGGCCUCCGGCACCCUCAGGGUCGUUCCCAUUGCCGCCAAGAAGAUUCUGAGGCUAGAGCCACAUCUUGAAGUGCAGCGCCCAGCACAUUCGCAGCACUCUGAGGUGGCAUCAGAAGCUGCUUCAGCUGCAGGAAAUGAUGAAUUGAAGGUUCAAGAUUUGACCAUGAUGUAUGGAACCAAGAUGGACAGGGACAAGGACAAUAAGUGGAGAUCGUUAAAUGAACAAAGGAAUGAUCCUUCUGCUUUUGAGGACAUUGACCUUGGAGGAUCAGAGACUGCUGCCAACACCAUUGAUAGUCAGGAACCAGUACUUACUCGGAACAUUCCACCUUAUGAUCCUACCGCAGAUACAUCAGAAAAGGCAUAUCUUUUGGAUGAGAUUAUUCCAAAGAGUAUACGGCAACACCUUUUACAAAUUAUCGAUCAUUUUGAAUCAGGAGAAUUUUCCUCAAAAGGCUAUGGGGGUUUUGUCUCAAAACGUGUGCACAAGUUGAACGAGCUUCAGGGUGAAGAUAAAGAGCGGUUUGCUUGGAUACUGUCCUACAUCCAACAUCUCCUAUCUUUAUUGGCACGGAAUGGCUCCAUGUCCAAGCGCCAACGGAAAGAGAGAAAUGAAAACCAGACAAACCGUGGACCAGCAACCCCGCAGGCUGUAUAUCGCAGGCUGUUGCUGAUGUUUACGGAACCAGGGUCCAGUGUCAUGUCAACAGAGAAAAAUGAGCUUCUGAUCAACUACAUAUUGGUCCUAACACUUUUUGCCGAUGACUUCAGAUCUAAUCCUAACGACAUAUGUGAGGACCUUAAAAUGACCCGCCAAAAGCUUAAACCAUAUUAUGACCAGUUGGGGUGCAAAUCUGUGUCAGAAGGUGCUUUUAAGGGCAGUGUCAUGACGCUUCCAGCCCCUCUCAAGUUUCCAAAGGAUGUUACGAGAAAGCGGCGACGGCAAUAG